Molecule: messenger RNA, 2307 nt
Organism: Fusarium vanettenii 77-13-4
Lineage: Eukaryota; Fungi; Ascomycota; Sordariomycetes; Hypocreales; Nectriaceae
Exons: 2
Coding region: 1-2307 (768 amino acids)
Source: RefSeq, a predicted model, not a curated record
AUGGACCCCGACGACGCAUUUUCUAGGCUUACUUCGCCACCCGGAUGCCCUUACUUGUGCGCUUCUUGUACCGACGUCCUGAGUUGUGUCGGAGAUGAUCCCCAAUUCCCCAUCCCCGGCCACUUGACCCGCCAUAGUUUUCUCAAGGCUGUAGCAAACAAAUGCUUUAUCUGCUGGCGACUAUUUCAAGCCCUCGGCAGCACCCAUCAUGAAUUUUUACGAACGCUCACUCGAUACGAGCGCCUGGAGGAUCCAACAAGGGAUUAUAACUAUCCGUUGACCAGGCUGGGAAUUAACAAUCAAUAUGCCGAAUACUCCAGAAUUUCCGUGGAUUCUGAGUUUCUUACACGCAAUUGGACGAGGAAUCUCGACCUAGCGACACUUCCAGAUUUGGCCCGUGUCAUCGAAGACAUGGAUAAGGACAAGUUUAUUGCCUUCGAUUAUGUCCUCGUCAAGAUGGAUGAUUACGCAGAAGAUUUAGAAAUUUCUCAGUGGAUCGAAUCCUGUACCGGGCUUGUUGAUGCCAUGGCAUGGGAGGACACAAUUGAUCUUAUUGGGAAGUGGAUCAGGGCUUGUGACAUGGGCCAUAAGCAGUGCAAUGAUCGUGCGAGGGACACGAGCUGGUUUCCUACCCGGGUCCUCGAUCUCGCUCCCCCAGAGUUCGCCAAGUCUGAUGGAGAAGCGGUCAAGGUCAUCGAAAGGGAACAGGUUGUGCCUGGGAGUCGCUAUGUCACCUUGAGCCACCGCUGGAACGAACACAUCCCCAAGCUGACCUCCUCAAACCUCAAGGCCCGGCUUCAGAAGAUACCCUUUGAGAAUUUGACCAAGACGUUCCGUGACUUCAUAACCGUAUCUAGACGCCUAGGCGUUCGAUAUGCCUGGAUUGACUCGCUUUGUAUCAUCCAGGAGAGUGAACACGGUGGCUCCGACUGGGCCCAAGAGUGCCUGACGAUGGAUCUAGUAUACAGAAACUCGUUUUGCAACCUCUCAGCAGACUGGCCCACGGAUUCAGAUGGCUUUUUUCUCGACCGAAAAGUGCGACAGUUUGAUCUUCCUACUAUCAAGAUUAAGUUUGACAAGUUUCCAACCACUGAAGACAGCGAGGACAGUGAGGACAUCAAAGACAUCGAAGGCGGCGAAGAACAAGAGUUUGAAUUCCUGUUGGUCGACAAUGACACCUGGGAUUGUGAGGUAACCAAAUCACCAAUCAAUUCCCGAGGUUGGGUUCUCCAGGAACGCUUCCUAUCACCACGCGUACUUCAUUUCUGCCGAAAUGAAGUCUUUUUCGAAUGCUGCGAGACGCAGAAAUUUGAGCGGUUUCGACGUUCCAUGCCGGCAAUUGACAGGCUAGUUUAUGACCCCUUCAAGAACAUUGUCCAGAAAUUUGAUGGCACAUAUGAUACUGAGUCUUGUCACCGGGUGUGGAGAAGAGUUCCAGAGAUCUACAACAACUGCAAACUCACCUAUCCUGACGAUAAGCUUGUUGCGGUCUCGGGUAUUGCGCGCUACCUCAAGACUUACCUGGUAGAUGAUGUUUACGUCAUGGGAAUUUGGGCCUCGGACAUCAACGCUCAGAUGCUCUGGGUGUGUGAGACCAUAAUUAGGCCCUAUGUCGUCGACUGCCAAACCUUGGGUGAACUCGAACCCCUUUCCGAGACAGCCGUCCAAGCAGUCUCGACACCUCUUCGCCAGUGCAAAGGACCGACUUUUUCUUGGGUAUCAACAGACCAGCUCGCCGUAUCCUUCUUUACAAACCACAAGCUUUCCAUUACACGGAAAUCUGUCUGCGAAUGUACAAGAUUGGUCAAGUAUCGAGAGGGACACGCCCCAUUUGAUGAUGAACCCAUCACUGAGGACAUAUUUGAUUAUCCUGGUCAACCAAUGGUAGAGCUCAAGGUGGCCGGCCUCCUUCGUCGAGUGAGGUUGAUAGAUACUGGAAGUACGCUAUUGCGUGCCGUCUUCCUCGAUGAGAAUGAUGGUAGAUCUGAGAAUUAUGGAUCCUUACGGCAUGAUCCAUACAAUACCACGCUAGUAUCUCUGGAUUUUGCUGUUGAUCCUUCAGAAAUUCCCAACAUUGAAUCACGAGUUUGCUUCUGUAUACUCUGGGCCGAUUCCGAUUCCGAUUACACGACGACCGCUAGCGUCCCCCCACCCUCUAUUAUUCUCGAGUUAGUCGAUCUGGAAAUGGGUCGCUUUCGUAGGAUUGGGAUGAUGCUGAACUCUAGGCUGAUUCAAGGGUCCGCGGUGGACUAUCCUGGCUGGAAUUACGACCCGAAGACGGGACUGCACACCAUCUAUAUCAUUUGA